This is a messenger RNA of Ectocarpus sp. CCAP 1310/34, 2355 nucleotides long. The record is from the annotation of a GenBank genome assembly. NCBI's taxonomy places the organism in Eukaryota, Phaeophyceae, Ectocarpales, Ectocarpaceae.
AUGGCUGCGUAUCUCCCCAUCCACCGUUUCGGGAAAUGUGAGGAUGCGAGCCAUCCUACGGUGACCGCGACUCCCACCACUGUCUCCAACGACUUAUCAUCCCCCCACAGCUCGACGUUCCUGAGAAAGUACCUGACGGACGCGACGAUCAGCCGCGAGCACGUCCGCGUGCAGGCCAUCGCCUACAACGACGACAGCGGCGACGGCGGCAGCGAGCAUGAUGCUGCUGCUGCUCCGUCAAGGGUGCGCGUGUCGGUCGUUGGGUCUAAUCCUGUGCUCCUCGUCCGCCGGAAGCCGCCGGGUGGGAAGAGCUACAUUCACCGAGGACAGAGCGCCGUGGCCGGAGUCGGCGACGGCUUCAGGUUCUGCCGGGGAUUCGACAAGGUCGUCCGGGUGGUGACGGUACCCCAGCCGCCGCCGCCGCUGAGCAGCAGCCAACAAGAACGAGCGGGGUCCCACGAAGAGGGAAACAGCGGCGACGACGGCGAGCGUGCGCGAGAUCCAACCUCGAGUCGUAGCGCCGCUUGUGGUGUUGGAGGGGGCGCCAGAGAGGACGGCAGUAGACCCUCUGGCGGACUUGCCGGGGGUGCCGCUAUCGCCGAGCGGCAACGUCGAGGUAGCGGCGAGAGCGAGAGCGACGUGCGACUAGGGGACGGCCAGGCCUCUGCUGCUGCUACUGCUGCUGCUGCGGGGGUGUCGCGGUGCACCGCCGAGGGAGCGGCAGCUUCUGUCGCGCCGGCGGCUACUGUUGCGAUAUCCGCGAAGCUGUCUGGUGAUCAGGGCAAGCGUAGCGUGGAGGGGCGUGACGAGAGCGCCGGAGGACGAUCGGAUGACGGCGAGGAAGCCGAGAAAUUGAAUCAUGAAGAAGAAGACCGGAGCGGAGGAGCCAGCGGUUUUUCGGCGACGGCUGGAAAUGUUUCGGAGGGCGGGGGGGCGAAAGAUACCCAUGCGCCGAUGCAAGAACAGGAGGAGGAGGAGGAGGAAGAGGAGGGGGACGGCAGCGAUCGGCAGGAUGGAGGUGACAGAAGGCGGAGGAGGGAGAAAGAACACCACCAGCGGAGGCGACGGCAACGGCAGGGCGGGGACAAACAAAGGGGUGGGGCAGGGGCGCAAGGAUCCACCGACACCGCGUUGGCCUCCAGAAGCAGGGACGGUGUUUCUUCGUCCAGUCCUGUUGCUGCUGCUGCUGCUGCUGCAACUCUGCGUGUGGCGCUAGUCGGACGAGGGUUCUCGAAGAACCAGCAGGAGGUGUUCAGGAAAAACGGAUCGAAGCUUGGCAUGGAGGUUCUCGUGCGCCCUGAAGCCAAGGUAGGGAAACCCCCGAACUUGUUCGAGGCCUCGCCUGGCGCUACACCUGGCAAGGGCAAGAAGCGCAGGCGCAGCAGCGGCAACGAGCGGCAUCAUCGAAUGUCGCUACCACUGCCGCCGCCGCUGCCGCCAUUGCCACCGCGGCAGUUUGCCGGCGGCGGCGGCGGCGGCGGCGGCGGCAGCGGUGGGGGGGGACUGCUGGAGCAGCUUCGCACAGAGAAGUUCGCUGUGGCGGUUUGCUGGUCGGAGAAACUCGCCCCUUGGGCCGAACUCCUUGGUCCCACCGCGGCAGAGAGAGGGGCGGAAGUGCCGCCAUCGGUAGGAGUGGGGAUGGGGCUAGGCGACGGUGGGGGUGGUCGUGGAGCUGGCGGGAGGGGCGUCGAGGUCGUGGGACACCAGUGGCUGCGACGGGUGGACACAAGGCCCUACCUGUUGUCGCCCCUCAAGAAAGACGACGCGGUUGGAGCGGAGGAGGAAGGGAAAGAGGAAGGGGGCAGGGAGCCGGCGUUCGUGGUGCCCAUGUACGCCUGCCAGAGGCCUACGCCAAUGAAGCACCACAACCACGAGGUCACCGACGUCCUGGAUGCUAUGACCAAGAUGUACAAGGUCGUCGGAGAUUGGCAGAGGGCAGACUCCUUCAUGAGGCUCUCCUCCGUCUUGCGAUUUCUCGACAGAAGGAUACGGUCCGGGAGCGACAUCCGCCACGUGCACCACGUCGGAGAGCGGAUGGUCGAGGCCGUCGACGAGAUACUAGAAACCGGCACCCUCGGCCGAUUAGAAGAGCUCAAGAGCCACCCCCGGAACCAGGUGUGCCAGGAGCUCAUGAAGGUGCACGGCGUAGGUUCGAGGACGGCCAAGGAUUGGUACAACAGGGGCAUCCGCAGCGUGGAAGAUGCGCGGAGGACUCUCCUCCCCAACGACGACGACACCGAAGGUGAAGACAAGCGGCCCAAUCUCAAGCCCGAGGUCGUGAUGGGACUGAAGCACUUCCACGACAUGCAGGUAGUACAGAAGCGAAUACAAGGUCCCACAUGUAGUCAGCUCUAA